CGCGCGGUUCAACGGUCGCCAUGCAGCCGCCGCACCGAGAGUCCGUGCUCGUCACCUCCUGCGUCAGGACACCCGUCAACCCGCACACCGAGGCGCCGCGCACCCUGUCCGAGCGGCAGGAGGCCCUCCGCACCAACCUCCGCCAGCAGCGCAGCCGCUCGAGCGGCGCGUCCACCGGCGACGACGAGAAGGGGAAUGAAAAUGAUUCUGGUUCUGCGAUUGAUGAGAAAGAGGAGUCCAGACAAGCUAACGACGGGCAAGACAGUGACAGAUUAAGCACAAGCCAAUUGCGUGGCUUGUCUGAUGAGGAAUACUAUAAGAAAUUGGAGGAACUGAAGAAUGCACAUAUUCAUGCAAUGACACAACUAGAAAAACUCUAUCAGAGUAAACUUUGUAUCAGGGAUCUAGUAUCAGAGGAUCUAAGCAAAACAUCAGGAGUAUAUUACAGUACCACCAGUGAAAGGAGUCCAAAUGAGAAAACAUAUGAGCAUUAUUCCACAACUGAGCUGGACAGUAGUGUGUACUCAAGUCUGUCGGGAAUGUCCAGUGGUGGUGGUGGUGAUGAUGAUGAAGAAAUAUCUAGGCAAACUCUCUUGUCUUCUGGAAGAGAUCGAAUUCAGGGAAUGUGGGACGGGUUUUCUGUGGAAGACUAUGCCCCACAUGAAACCCCACCGGAGUCUGGAAGCAUAUGUGUAAUCAAAAUUAAAAAGGUUAAAACACCAAAGCAUUGGUCACCAAAGAUUACUGUGCCAAAUCCUUUCCAGAUGACAAUCAGGGAGGCUGAGAAAAAGAAGAACAAGAUUAAGUCUCGGUCUGAAAUUGAAAUGGAGAAUUUUAAACUGCAAAAGGAACUUGAAGAAGCAGCAGAAUGCCAGAAAAAAUUCCGUGCUAACCCUGUCCCGGCCCAUACUUACAUCCCAUUUUAUGAAGAAAUUAUGCAGAGGAAUGAAGAAAGGCGAAUGUUUGCAAAGAUGAAGAACAACGAAAUUGUUAUGGCAAUGCAAAAACCAUUUAAGUUUAUUGAAAGAGAGGAGAGGAAGAAGCAACUUAGAAACAUACAAAUGCCAGACUUUGGUAUCCCAAUCAAGAAAAAUACUACAUUUAAAGCAAAGCCGGUCCCCAAAUAUAUUUUUGAUUCAAAGUUCAAAGACAGAAUCCAAGAGGAAGAACUUUAUAGGGCAAUUAAGAUACAAAUGAGAGCCCAAGAGUUAUUAAAGAGUGCAUCUCUUCCAAAAAAUAUGCUUAUUCAUAAUGCUUGGUCGGAAAAGAGGAAGGCAAAGUGUUAUGGUGCAAAUAAGAAGCCAAAGUUUAGGCCCCGGAUAAACACAGAAGUGCCAGAUUUUGAGAUGCUGCAUAGAAAAUCUCAGAGUUGUCUGAUGAGAAAGAAGAGCAUAAAACAAACAACUGUGUGUGAACCCUUCCGCCUGCACACUUCUCUUAUUGCUUCCAAAAAGGACAAGAUUCUGCAGGAUAUACAAGCAGAUGAAUAUCGGUUGAAAGAGACUCGCUGGCCAUACAAGUCCUCCAGAAACCUCAGUAAACCAUGCUAUGACUCAAAUUCACCACAAACAGAAUCUUCUGAGUCAGAAACUAUAAAGAUUACAGACGCUGCAAAGAAGAGAAAAGAUGCUAUCAGGAAGGCUCUAGAAGAAAAGAGGAAGAAAGAAGAAGUAGAAGAAAACCAUAAAUAUGAGAAAAAACUGAGGGAACAGAAAUUUAAAAAAUUUAUAUCUACCCGUGCACAGGCAAAUGAUCCUCACCAGAGUUUGGCGGAAGUAUCUGAAUCAAAACUAAAGCAAUACAGAAAUGAUCAGAGACAAAGAACACAAGAAUACUACCAGGAGCUUGAGCAAAUUCGAGAGAGAGUAAGUAAGAGGCCUCUGCUUUUAGAAGAACUCACACAGAGGAAUGCGAGGAGAGCAGCAGAGAGACAUUAUGCAGCAGCUCUAAAAGAUCGAGGACUGAGUGAAGAUUUUGUUACCAGAAAAGGCCGCACUGUAGAUUUUACUAUACACUCCAGUGCUGAAACAUCUGAGAAGAUUGAUGAAGACAACAAUAUAAAGGAAGAAAGUUCUGAAGACAAAUCUGAUGGAGAUGGAUGUGAAAGCUAUGAAUACCAAGAUGAUUAUGAGGAGACAGAGGAUGAAUUGCAGGAUGCGCAAGAAGAGGAAGAUUUUGAAAAUUAAACAAAAGAACAUGAGAGUGACUGACAAAACAUUGACGGAAGGCGGAAGAAUCUGCUGCAGAAGAUUAAACGAACAAAAAAACAAGACUUCCAACAUUACCAACUAUGGUUGUCCACGCAACCAUCAGUAUUUAUCAAAUCCACAGUCGAGCCUGCUGUUUCUGAAUGUUUGCCAGCAGAAGUACUUAAGGAAAGGUUUGUAGUAGCACAACCUCCAAAGAAACAAUGUCUGCAAUCUGGAAAAUUG
Molecule: messenger RNA, 2432 nt
Organism: Callorhinchus milii (elephant shark)
Lineage: Eukaryota; Metazoa; Chordata; Chondrichthyes; Chimaeriformes; Callorhinchidae
Gene: fam161a
Product: FAM161 centrosomal protein A
Exons: 8
Coding region: 21-2186 (721 amino acids)
Biological process (GO): cilium organization
Cellular component (GO): cilium
Source: RefSeq, a predicted model, not a curated record